UAAAUUACCGGGAAUUCAUUCUUUCUUGCCUACCCAAAGUUGACUUUGAGUGGCUAAAAAAGAAAGAGUUUGUUUCUUGAACAAAGUGACUACUGCAGUUUUACCUUGGUUGUUUGCAACAAUUUUUCCCUCAUAGAAAAGUACCACUAUUUAUUGUACAUACGUGGCAUAUAGAUACUAAGAGGGAACUGUAGUUUCAGCCUUGUAAAGCUGUUGGGCCAUCAUUUUUUCAUUUCUGUUUAUCAUAUGUGAGGUAUUCCCACAUACAUAGAGCAACAGCCUUGACGGUAAUGUUGCUGAGUGUCCCGUUUUUCUCGAGCUCUAUUUACAUGUAUGGAUGACAAUCCUUCCACCGUGAUAGGAUGAAUCCUAUUGACACAACCAACAAGAGGAGCGCCACGUUGGCUUUUCCGGGGAGUCAUGCUUGUUUUGUGGCAGCGGCACAAUGACACCCAGAGAGGAGAGAAGACUCCUGCGGGAUCUCUGCUGACAGCGGGCUUGGUUUCUAUAACAAGCAUGGUAUAUAAGCAUUGUGCUCCGCCAACAAACUACCACCAAUUGACACCACCAACAUGGGGAAGAUCAUCUUCUACGAGGACAAGAACUUCAGAGGCCCCCACUACGAGUGCACUGGCGACUGCACCGACCUGCAGGCCAUGCUCGAGCGCUGCCGCUCAAUCCGCGUGGAAAGUGGCAUGUUCAUGCUCUACGACCGUCCUGGCUACAUGGGCAACCAGUGUUUCCUGAACAGAGGCGACAACCCUGACUAUAUGGGAACGACAUGUAUGAACGACAGCGUGCGCUCGUGUCGCCUCAUCCCUAUGCAUCACGGCGCCUUCAGGAUAAAGCUGUAUGAGAACUUUGACAUGGCGGGCCAGAUGAUGGAGUUGACCGACGACUGCCCCAACCUCCCAGAACGCUUCCGGGUAUCUAACUUUAACUCGUGCAACGUCGCUGACGGCCACUGGCUAAUGUACGAGCAGCCCAACUACAAGGGCCGCCACUACUACCUGCGGCCCGGCUCCUACCGUAAUUUCACCGAAUGGAACGGUUCCACUUCCCGUAUGGGCUCCGUCAAGCGUCUCUUGGACCUAUAAGAAGAACACAAAGAUUCUCGUCAAGUGUCUGCUCUUUGCACUUUCUCACACGCUGAAUAAAAUGGCAUCAGUGCUUAAACAUGUG
Molecule: messenger RNA, 1182 nt
Organism: Hippocampus comes (tiger tail seahorse)
Lineage: Eukaryota; Metazoa; Chordata; Actinopteri; Syngnathiformes; Syngnathidae
Product: gamma-crystallin B-like
Exons: 3
Coding region: 573-1097 (174 amino acids)
Biological process (GO): lens development in camera-type eye; visual perception
Molecular function (GO): structural constituent of eye lens
Source: RefSeq, a predicted model, not a curated record